GGUUGUCAAAACACCAUCAACUUGGUUAUUAUGACAAUUUGUUAUUUCAUAAAAAUUGAGAGAAGAUCAAAUUUUCCGAAGAUUUGUACCGCUUCCAUUUCAUCAAAAUGGGAAGCGCUUGGGCAAGAUACACAAAACCAGAAGUGACACCAUACAAUGAAGAAAUAACAUUUGAUCCACUGUAUGGAUUUCCAAAUGGAAGGAAAGAAAGAGUCUUUUCAUUAACAGUGAUGAUUGCUACUGAAGCUGAAAUGAUUUCAGCAAAAUUGCCAAGAGAGGAACGAGAUUAUUGUGCUCAUACCAAAAUUGACUAUUUAAGAUGUAUUGCAGAUGUUUGGCCAUUGGCUUAUAAAUGUUCACAUGAAAAACAUGCCCAAGCAUUGUGUCAAUAUGAUGAUUAUAUAUUACGAAUGAAGGAAUAUGAACGUGAAAGACGGCUAAUGGUUCGCAAAGAACGUAUUGCUAAGAAAAAAGCAGCAGAAGCACUAGCAGCAUGAAACCGUUUUUUUAAAUAGUUCUGAUAGAAUUCAUUUACGAAAAAAUUCAAUGCAAUAAAGUAAAAUUUAAAAUGGAGAAA
Messenger RNA from Contarinia nasturtii (swede midge), 577 nucleotides. It is a transcript of the gene ND-B18, whose product is annotated as NADH dehydrogenase [ubiquinone] 1 beta subcomplex subunit 7. The transcript has 4 exons. The record is from RefSeq and is a predicted model, not a curated record. The coding region runs from base 108 to 497 and encodes 129 amino acids. Gene Ontology annotation, cellular component: mitochondrion. NCBI's taxonomy places the organism in Eukaryota, Metazoa, Arthropoda, Insecta, Diptera, Cecidomyiidae.